ACGGUGGAGACGGUGCGGAGGGUGGUGUGUGCGGGGCGCGGUGUGCGUGGUGGCGGGCGCGCUGCCGUCGCCUACAGGCUGACUGCCGCCUGCUCGACUGUGCGCUCGCGCGCGCCCUGCAUACCGCGCACAGGUUAACGUGCGCGUGCGCAAAACAAGAGUCUUCGUGCGUGGCGCUGUGCAGUGCUCUGCGGGCAGCCGACCGCGCGCUUGAGACGUACGAUGUGCUGCUCGCGCUCGCCGAGACGCAACACUGCCAGGGCUCACCCGAGCGGGGGGCGGCCGAGCUGGUGGCGCGACGGCUGCUGGCGCGGCUGGAGGCGCGCGCGCUGCCCGAGCCGCUGCUGUCUCCCGGGCCCUGGCUGCCGCACCACCACCACCAGGACCCCACAGAGCUGCAGAGUGUGCUGCUGGCGCGGUGCGUUCAGCAGCGCAGUCCGCAGCUAACGGGCGCUGUGCUCGUGUGCCGCAGCGGCUGCAGCGCUGCGGGCGGCUGGAGCGCGGCGCUGGAGGCGCGGCUGCGGCGCCACGCGGCGCGCCUCAAGGCCGACACCGUCGCGCUGCGCCCGCAGCCCAGGCUCUUCUCCCGCCACGACGCGGAGGAGGAGGACGAGGCGGGGGCGGGGGGCGCGCUCGCAGACGUCGGCGCGCCGGAGAUGGAGGCCGCCGUCGCCGCGCAGGAAGCGAUGGUGAUUCAAGAAAAGAAAGCGCUCGAGCGAUUGAUGAGAAUACGCCCCGAUGCAGCACCGACGGAUUCGUGCCGCAGCAGAAGACGGAAGGAGAGAGAACGUCAUUGGCUCGAGAGUCACGCAUCGGAAACGGAUCUUUGA
Molecule: messenger RNA, 830 nt
Organism: Parnassius apollo (apollo)
Lineage: Eukaryota; Metazoa; Arthropoda; Insecta; Lepidoptera; Papilionidae
Source: the annotation of a GenBank genome assembly